Messenger RNA from Microtus oregoni (creeping vole), 725 nucleotides. RefSeq names its product ripply transcriptional repressor 3 (gene Ripply3). Gene Ontology annotation, biological process: embryonic pattern specification; negative regulation of transcription by RNA polymerase II. Lineage: Eukaryota; Metazoa; Chordata; Mammalia; Rodentia; Cricetidae. Gene Ontology annotation, cellular component: nucleus. The record is from RefSeq and is a predicted model, not a curated record.
GCUCGGCGAGCGGGACGAGGCGCCGUCGGGCUGCGGGACUCGCGUGCCGCCCGCACCAUGAGACCCGAGGCGGCGGCCGGAGCCCGGGAGGCGCUGGGAAGCUUCUGCCACUGUCCCAGGGAUGAUCUAGGGAGACCACCGCUGCCGCGCGGGCCCGAAAGUUCUGUUACAGCUCUGUGGAGACCGUGGGUGCCGCCUCCUGGAGACGCGGAGAUGACCAGAACUGUAAGCCGGUGUGAGCCUUGGGGGAGCCAGCAAACUUCAGGAUCAAAGGGAGCCUUUGGGUUCCAGCACCCAGUCAGGCUUUACUUACCCCUUUCAAAGCGACAAGAAUACCUGCAGAGCUCUGGGGAAAAAGUGCUGGCCAGCUUCCCAGUGCAAGCCACCAUUCAUUUCUACAACGAUGAAUCCGAGUCAGACUCCGAGGAGGAGCGAGAAGAGGAGGCACAGCCCAAGUGUCUACAGAGCCAGGAGGCAGCCAGACAGGGCAGUGCCCAGGAGGAAAGGGCAGAGUAGGGCUGGCAGGCCUAUAGGAAGGAAGGAGGGAUGGUGUCCGGGGCAAGGGUCAGCUGUUGGCAGGGGGCAGUGAGUGCUCCAGCAAGUGAAGUGAGUCUGGGGGCAGCCUUGCCAGGACGCAGGUCGAGUAUGUGCAUGUAUGUGAUUCUCUGUGUGUGUGUGCGCGCGCGUGCGUGCAUGCGUAGGUGUGUGUGUGUGUGUUUGUGUGU